AUCUACUCCCAAACAGGAAUGAAGUUGACCGUAGAAGGCAUCGAUCAGGAAUUGUCUCCAGAGUUAGAAAAAGAGUAUGGAGGAGCAUUCAAAGCAGCAUGCGAGGCUAUGACUAAAACACUUGAGAUCAUUCGCUCUCCCGGGUACUCUGAUCGUAGUUCAUGGAAAGCGGAUUGCAGCAGUGAGCACGUCUCGAUUCACUAUAAAGACAUUGACGGGUUGCGAUAUUUUGCAGCAAAGGUCAGCUCCUAA
Messenger RNA from Cylicostephanus goldi, 252 nucleotides. The record is from the annotation of a GenBank genome assembly. NCBI's taxonomy places the organism in Eukaryota, Metazoa, Nematoda, Chromadorea, Rhabditida, Strongylidae.